CUUCCUCCCGUCUUGCCUUCUCCGUGGAGUUCGGGCCCAGCUAGAACCAUGAAGUGGCUGCUGCUGCUCAGUCUGGUGGCACUCUCUGAGUGCAUCUACAAGGUCCCCCUCGUCAAAAAGAAGUCCUUAAGGAAGAACCUGAUCGAGCAUGGCAAGCUAGAGGACUUCCUGAAGAAGCACACCUUCAACCCAGCCAGCAAGUACUUCCACCACGGGGAGGCCGCCACCAUGAUAGCCAACCAGCCCCUGGUGAACUACCUGGAUAUGGAGUACUUCGGCACCAUCGGCAUCGGAACCCCUGCCCAGGAAUUCACCGUCAUCUUUGACACCGGCUCCUCCAACCUGUGGGUGCCCUCUGUCUACUGCUCCAGUCCUGCCUGCACCAACCACAACCGCUUCAACCCUCAGGAGUCCUCCACCUACCAGGCCACCAGCCAGACAGUCUCCAUCGCUUACGGCACCGGCAGCAUGACAGGCAUCCUCGGAUAUGACACUGUGCAGGUUGGCGGCAUCGCUGACACCAAUCAGAUCUUCGGCCUGAGCGAGACCGAGCCCGGCUCCUUCCUGUAUUACUCUCCCUUCGAUGGUAUCCUGGGGCUGGCCUACCCCAGCAUUUCCUCCUCUGGGGCCACACCCGUCUUUGACAACAUUUGGAACCAGGGCCUGGUUUCCCAGGAUCUCUUCGCUGUCUACCUGAGCGCCAAUGACCAGAGCGGCAGCGUGGUGAUGUUUGGUGGCAUCGACUCCUCUUACUACACCGGAAGUCUGAACUGGGUGCCUCUUUCUGCCGAGGGUUACUGGCAGAUCACCGUGGACAGCAUCACCAUGAACGGAGAGGCCAUCGCCUGCGCCGAGGGCUGCCAGGCCAUUGUCGACACUGGCACCUCUCUGCUGUCCGGCCCAACCAGCCCCAUCGCCAACAUCCAGAGCUACAUCGGAGCCACUGAGAACUCAAAUGGCGAGAUGGUGGUCAGCUGCUCAGCCAUCAGCAGCCUGCCUGACAUCGUCUUCACCAUCAAUGGCAUCCAGUACCCUGUGCCAGCCAGUGCCUACAUCCUGCAGGUGAGGGGAGCUGCACCAGCGGCUUCCAGGGCAUGAACAUCCCCACCGCCUACGGAGAGCUUUGGAUCCUGGGUGAUGUCUUCAUCCGCCAGUACUUCGCCGUCUUCGACAGGGCAAACAAUCAGGUCGGCCUGGCUCCCGUGGCUUAAGCCUAAGUCUUUCCAGCCACUUCCCAGGAAGAUCUGGCCUCCAUCCUGUGCCCACUUUAGAUGUAUAUAAUUAAUUCUCCUGACUGUCCUUCCCAGGAGAAUGUGGAGGUCUUGGCCCUGUUCCCUAUCCUACCAAUAAUGUAGAAUAAAAACAUAACCUCCUGAAACAGG
Molecule: messenger RNA, 1382 nt
Organism: Cebus imitator (Panamanian white-faced capuchin)
Lineage: Eukaryota; Metazoa; Chordata; Mammalia; Primates; Cebidae
Product: pepsin A
Exons: 9
Coding region: 49-1098 (349 amino acids)
Biological process (GO): proteolysis
Molecular function (GO): aspartic-type endopeptidase activity
Source: RefSeq, a predicted model, not a curated record